GCUAUUAUAUGGGUCAUUCAUUAUAGACGCAGGGCCAGGAUCCUCCGUUGCCAGCCUUGCCGUCAGGACUGUCUCCAACGUACAACGAGAUGUUCCGUGCGGCGCUUCAGCUUUUGCAAGAACCUGGUGAUGUUACCAGAAAGAAACCUGUCUUGUAAGUCACUCAGCCUCUCACGCGCUCAGCUUUUGCCUCGUUCGCCUAGCCAUCAAGCAUCGUAAAUGUGUUAACACUAUGUCCCUGUCAACAUGCGCCUAGUGCGCUGGUCAGUGGAAUCAUCAACACGCUAUCUCCUGUCGGCCAGCAAUUCACCCUCUCUCCGCUCGUGGAGGAACAGUCUCGUAUGGCGUGCUUAUCAUACCAUUCCAAGACUACUGAUAACUUGCGCGCCGAUCUGCAAAAAGCACUGUAUCCGGACCCUGACACCCUGCAGCCAUGUCUGUCGAAUCUCUCCAGAGAUUUGUUUACGAGUCGCUGUUACAGUGCUUAGGUCCGCAUCCUACACGAGCGGCCAAAGAAAAGUACUUGGUACUCAAGAUUGUCUCGCAAGUCCUGCACUGGCUAGAGAAUGACAUCUUUGCCGCGCCUUUAUCGGAGCAUGUGUUUGUCAGCGCGUGGAGCGACGUCUUGAACACGCUAUUUGCCCAGUCUGGCCUACGCGGCAUUCCUGGCGAGCUAGGCAGCAGGGCAUCACGGGAGUCUCGCUCUUUGACCGAAAGCGUGUUUGGCGGUAAGAUGGCGACCAGUACAAGCUCCAGAAAAGUGGACAUGACAAUUAGGGUCUUUGUCGACAAGUCCUGGGCGGACGAAAUUUGCGUGUUUGAGUGUAAGCCCGAAGUUAGCGACCACGUCUGCCAGGUUCAGCAGGGAAAAAGUGUUCGCCUGAAUACCGCCAUCCUCCUGGCCCUGGAGGAGAAGGGGCUUGACGUCGCACAAUGGCAUCCUAUCAUCGCGGAAACUCGUGCCCUGUCCAUUGAUUUUUACACUCUGCGACGAUACGGCGACAUCAUUGGUGCUGGUCGAUCCACUCAAGAGAAGGUGUGGCUGCCAUCUGGAUACAUCAAGUUAGAUGCUUUUCUGAGCUCCCGAUCAUUUGAGGUGCUGCUCGGCUUUCGGGCCACCGCUACACUUGUGUCCUCCCCAGCCACACCGCGCUCAACGUUCCCCGUCGGCGCAGACCUCUCGUCACCAGCAACCCCACGCUCAACGUCUACGCCUGUGGCAUGGUCGCCGUCGGCAUCCACACCCCUGAUCUCCUCCCCAACAAGCACGCCGGCUGCUGUGGCGCCUGUCACCCCUACAUUCGCAGCAUCUCACAUAGCAUCAGGAACUUAUGCAGUCCAACCAACAACGUCGAACAUCAUGGAACCACCACCUCAGAGACCAACGACCCCUCCGCCCCGCAAGCGUGACCUUCCGUUUGUCUUGUUUAUCCCAUCCAAGACUCAGCGACGCGACCGCAAGUCAAGUAUGGACUAUGGCAGACCGAUCAUGCAUGAUGACGACGACCUGGCCUUGUAGGUGGCCUUCGGAGAAGAGUCCUUCUCAUCCAACUCCAUUACCCCCGUGGACCAUGUCUUUAUUGUCAAUAAAGGUUUUUCCUUUUUCGCUGCCAUUGGCACUUUGUACGAAUUGAUGAUCAUGGCUCAUUCAUUUGAUCACU
Messenger RNA from Gamsiella multidivaricata, 1661 nucleotides. RefSeq lists its product as uncharacterized. Bases 434 to 1519 code for a protein of 361 amino acids. The transcript has 3 exons. The record is from RefSeq and is a predicted model, not a curated record. NCBI's taxonomy places the organism in Eukaryota, Fungi, Mortierellomycota, Mortierellomycetes, Mortierellales, Mortierellaceae.